UUUGGUGUGGUACGUACUUUGUUGGACUCAAUACCUGAUAUUUUAGUUGGUCUGAGACUGUUUACCAUCGGGCUUCAACACUUCACAUUUAUUUGUGUCGGAGUCAUGACUGAUUUUAAGUAUAUAUUGGUUUUGGUGACGGGAGUUUUCGGCCACACUUGCCACGAGGGCACAGAUCUUAUUGCGACUGACACUCAACAAGUCAUAGAAACACCCGGGUUCAGCAACUUGAUGGCGAGUUCAAGCUAUCUGUUUGAGGCAUGUUAUAUCGAAACAAAGGAUCCCAUGAACAUAAUCCAAGUUGAGAUAGAUGUGGAUAUGAACGCUCACACGAGCUGUUAUUUUGACAGCAUACAAAUAUUUGAUGGACCGAGCAGUGGAGCGGCUUCCCUCGGGAAAUUUUGUGGAACCUCCUCAGGCAUAUCCCGUUUAAGUUCCGGUCGAGACAUGUACAUUGUGUUCAUUGGUCACGGGAGUCACAAUUAUCUGAAAAAGAGGGGAUUCAAACUUAAAUAUAAACAGAUUAAGGAUGAAAGCGCUAUCUGGGUGAUUUGUGGCGCAGUGUUGGGAGUUGUAUUCAUCGUUGCGAGCAUUUGCCUGGGAAUAUUCAUCUUUUUUAUGUGCAAGUCGAAAGAUCAGGUGAUUCCUUCAGCACCAGGCAAGCCUUCAAAAUCAUCAUCGACCGCACGUUUGGAUGACGCCUUUACCGCAGCAGCAUGUCCCAGCAAAUCUGGCACAGAUUCGCACCCGCUGUGAUACAUCAGGAUUUCCAUACAAAAUCCACAGAUUUUAUGAAUGCAAGACAUGUACAGCGAGACUCUGCCUGAAGAUUUUGGAUUGUAGUGGAAGAAAUACGACCACCACGACAAGAUUAGAAAAAUGUUCUUUUGUGUGUUUUUAUUUUUGACAAAUCAUACAAUAAUAUGUAUUUACCAAUAUUAUGUUAAAACGAUCUACAGUACGCGUCAGGUGUUAUGGUUCUCUUUCGCCCUCAGGGUUGCGAGUGUCACUCGAGUGUAGGGGAAUAAGUACGCCCCGUGUUUCAACUCGGGGUUCGUGGUCAGAGUUUUGCGACCUUUCACCUUUAUCUGUACUGAUUGUUUUACCAUGUAACAAUUCAUUAAUAUGCUCCUUCGGAUUUUGAGAAAACGUAAAAUACUGUAUAUCCGUAGAUUGGCUGAAUGAUCAUGAAUUCAUACGUAAUUUUCAUUAAUUGGCAACGAACUCGUGUCCUGCUAUUAAUCCCACGGACUUCAAUUAUCACAAGUAUACCUAGUAAGGCAUCAGUACGUGGGAUGAUUAUCAAUUUAGACAAAAUAUUUCUGGUGUUUUCGAAACAAGCACUAACUCAUAGAGUUGUCGUACCGUCUCCAUCGCAUCACGCCGUACAAAACGCCUGAACCUCGUCUUGCAGUACAAACUCUAAUGCUUUAUAUACAUGUACAUGUAAAUGUAAUAAAGAAUUUGUAUAUUGAUUCAAGGGUAAGCAAAUGGUAUUGAUUUGAAUUGUGUAACCAUAUGUUUUAAACAUUUGAUCGCUAACACGAGUAAUACUGCCAACGCUACGAACCAAUCACAAUCCAUGAUUCUAAAACCACGCCCACAAAUGGUGCAGUGAGUGUCAAUCAACGCAUCAGAGGGAAACGUGUCACAUAUCUUCACAUUGUAUUACAUCCGCAAAAAUAAUUUAAAAAUAAAUAAAAUACUCUUUUUACUUAUAUCUUAUAGAAUCAUCAGCACCCGUAACCAGAAAAUUAUUAUCAGCUAAGCCAUUUUUUAUUUACUUUCAUCGCACGUUCAUUUUAAUACUUGUUUAGGUUCAUAGUCUCGUGAACCGAAUCAGACUUUAGUUGGUUCAUAUAGCGACAAUGCAGCGCAAAUGUAAAUAUUUAUUAGUUAGUUUUCAGUAUUGUAUCAAAACGAUAUUUAACUAGUUAUUGAUGCAUGCCGCGCUAACGAAAAUGUAUCGUUUGUGUUCUUAAUUUUUUUUUAAUUGUACACAUUUCCUUUAACUUGUGAACAAAUCAAAAUUUUUAAUGAAAAGGUGCUACAAUUUGUAAUACCAGAAACAUAUAUAACAGAUAUAAAUAGCUCUCUAUUUGCCCCGAAGUGAUACCCUCAUGAGCAAAGACCGAUUUACCUGUGCUCGCGUGUGUGAUAUGGGACAAAGUGCUC
Pecten maximus is the source of this 2175-nucleotide messenger RNA. Its product is annotated as tolloid-like protein 2. The record is from RefSeq and is a predicted model, not a curated record. The transcript is spliced from 6 exons. The coding region runs from base 106 to 756 and encodes 216 amino acids. Lineage: Eukaryota; Metazoa; Mollusca; Bivalvia; Pectinida; Pectinidae.